Molecule: messenger RNA, 4696 nt
Organism: Nothoprocta perdicaria
Lineage: Eukaryota; Metazoa; Chordata; Aves; Tinamiformes; Tinamidae
Gene: ARL5A
Product: ADP ribosylation factor like GTPase 5A
Exons: 6
Coding region: 36-575 (179 amino acids)
Biological process (GO): intracellular protein transport; vesicle-mediated transport; protein localization to Golgi membrane
Cellular component (GO): trans-Golgi network; cytoplasm
Molecular function (GO): GTPase activity; GTP binding
Source: RefSeq, a predicted model, not a curated record
AGGUGCCGAGCAGCGCGCGGAGCCGGCGGCCGAGGAUGGGGAUCCUCUUCACCAGGAUCUGGAGGCUGUUCAACCACCAGGAGCACAAAGUAAUCAUUGUUGGUCUGGAUAAUGCAGGAAAAACAACCAUUCUUUAUCAAUUCUCUAUGAAUGAAGUGGUACAUACCUCACCUACGAUAGGCAGCAACGUGGAAGAGAUCGUGGUUAAUAACACCCGUUUCCUCAUGUGGGAUAUCGGAGGGCAGGAGUCUCUCCGAUCUUCAUGGAACACCUACUAUACAAACACUGAGUUUGUGAUAGUUGUUGUGGACAGCACAGACAGAGAGAGAAUUUCGGUAACUAAAGAAGAACUAUAUAAAAUGUUAGCACAUGAGGACUUGAAGAAAGCAGGUUUGCUGAUCUUUGCUAACAAGCAAGAUGUUAAAGAGUGUAUGACAGUAGCUGAAAUCUCUCAGUUCCUGAAACUAACUUCAAUUAAAGAUCACCAGUGGCACAUUCAGGCAUGCUGUGCUCUAACUGGAGAGGGACUGUGCCAAGGACUCGAGUGGAUGAUGUCAAGACUUAAGAUCAGAUGAUUUUUAAUGACUUGUUUGCACGGACGCUGCUUUAAAAGAAAAAGAAAAAAAGCUGUACCCAUGAUUACCUUGACGAUGGCAGAAUUAAUGGGUUAGAUGUAUUUAUAAUGAACUGAUUUCAACUUCAUUUUCUACAUAGAUACAAACAGUUAUAUAAAUUAAGACCAUUUUGCAAAAAGACGAACGCAGUUGAUGGCUCCGGUUUCGUUUCCCCUUUUUUUUCCUUCUCUGGUGUGCAUGUAAGAGCUGUGAUCAACCUUCAUUCAAGAUACAACCACUGGGAACAGUCUGAUGCUGAGCGUGGUGAAGACGAAGUGAGAGGAAGGAGCUUUUAAUUUUGAGUUUUAUUAUUCCAUUGUAGUCCUCUCUAGUUGAAGAUGUUGGCUUCAUUAUUCCAGUAAAUUAGUAAGCAAAUCAAUGGCAUAGAUAUCAACUUUUCAGUAUUUUUAAAGUUACUGAUGUUACAAACGCAAAAAUAUUUUCCUGUAUGUGUACUGUACAUAUUUGUGUAUAUUUAUACCUCAGUUUUAGGUUAAUUGCAAUCUGUUCAGACCAGUAUGUAAAACUGAAUCAGUAUGUUGACAAUAGUACUAAUAUUUGACAUUUCCAACAUGUCACAGCUUCUUUUCCUUUGUUAUCUGUAUAGCUGUAAUGUCCAUCAGACAGUUGACUCACUACAACUUUAUAAAGCAAACUCUGUCUUAAGACAAUUGCUUGUUUCUCCCAUGAUUUUUUUUCUCAUUAGGAAAGAUGCCAUAAAGGAUUGGGAAAUAUGGAUUGAAUUUUAAACUAUAGUAUCGGCAAGCAACAGUGGAAAAUUUGCCAGUUUAAAGCAAAAACAUUUUAUUAUAAUUGUCAUUGGAUGGGAUGACUUCAAAAAGUGCUUGUCAUCCUAUUCUGUGCUACUGCUUUUUAUUUUCUGCAGUAGGUGCUUGCUUAUGAUUGAAGCCUGGUAGAAUUUCUUUUAGAUUUCAGCUUUCAGUAAGGGAAAAAUGUUUUUUUUUGUUUUUGUUUUUUUCUCUCUCAACCAAAGAAGAGACAUGAAAAUAUAUGUAAAAGGCCCACUGAAAUCUUACCAAACUAGUCUUGCUCUGUAUUAAGUAUUUUUCAGAGGAAGAAGCACUCUUCUCUCUCUGAUAUUCCAAAAUGUGUGUGUAUAUAUAUCUGUGUGCAGUGGCUUGAGCUGGGAUGGGCAGGGAGCACACAUAGUUUACACUACUGGAAAAGUGAUGGUUCCACAGAAGGUCCUGGUGGUACUUCUUGAAAUAACUCCUUGCAUGAUCCCCAGGUGAGUUAUUAAAGUGUCACAACACUAUGUGAUUAUCUUUUCUCACCAUCUUAUUUAGUGGGAUGGGUGACCAUAUGGAAUAAGUUUGAAAUGAUCAUUUUAAAGGAUAAUGGUUUUUUGGUAGGAUGAAAGUUGGAUGAUUUGAAUUAUCAGUGUUGUGAAAGUGUAUAAAGCCUUAAUUGCAGACUUCUACGCUUGAGAUGUGUUUGAGGAGUAUCGUAAAAUGAAAUAAAACUUUGUUUAAAAUGUCCUUCCCUUUCUUAACUCGUGAAUUUGAUAAGGAUGGAAAAGACAUUUUAAAGAAAAAGCUUAGUUUGAACUUUAAAGUGCUUACUGACAGCUUGUUGUUGGUUACGUGCUAAUGUCAUUGGUCUACUUGCUUUUCUGGGGAUCAUGUUGUGAAUUUGUGGAGGGGCAACAGGGAAGACAAUUUAAAAAGUCUAUAUUUAAUAAAGGCAGGUAAAGAAUUCAACUUUUUAAUAUAUUUUUGGUAUCUAUUAUGUUAACGGGUUAGGGGAUCUGGUCUCUUUGCUAAAACAUUUUAAUGUGUACAUGCAUAUAUUUAUAGAGCAUGCACAUAGAUGUUGGUGUUUAACUCAUGUGUUGCAAAAUGUAUGUUUGAAGAAGUAAUUAAUGCAAAGACUUUUUCACUUUACCUGAUGGUAUCUUCAAGAAACAAGUUCUGUGCACACCUGCAUAUAAGACCACAUUGUACGUUUUAUAGUCUUAAAUGAGAUUGGCUUAUUAACCUAAGUGUUGAGUUUUGAGUCUUAUGUCUUCCGUCCCUUUAAAAUACUUCUGUAGUAUUUUUAAAAUCUGUAUUUUGCCGGAGUGUGUGCAGGUUUUGUGCCUGUGUGUUAAGCAACGAGUUGUUAAUGGAACAAAAAUCAUGGAGCAGUGUUCUGAAACCUGCUUUCUGCUGGAAUUUGUUGCUUGCUCCCUUGAUUAAAUUUUUAGGAGUUGGUUUGUUCAUAUCAUGAAAAAUUCAUGUUUUUUUUUUCCAGGUAUGGCUAUGUUGCAAUAAGGUAUUCACUGCUUACUCUCACCUGCUUUUCCCUCUCAGUAUUCUGGCUAUUCUGCUUUCUAUGACCUCUGCAAUACUGCACAGUCCAUUUAAUUUUUGUUUCACAAGUGGCAAGACCCUAAUGGGAGAUGGGAGCAGCAGUGUGCGUGGAAGGCUGCUGCUAAAGCCGUGCUUUUUAUGCCUUGUAGUGCUUAUAAUCCAAAAAGCAGUUAGAAGAUAGGAGAUCUGAGCAGAAAAUGUUAGAGCCCCGAUGAGCUGCCUGGAUGGGCACAUGUCCUAUCGCAGGUGAUGCUGGGGCUGCCUCUCUCCUUGGCAGCACCAAGGAGGUUGGAGGGAAGAUGUCCUGUUUUGUAGCUAGAGUUCUGUAGCACCAAUUCCGACCGCAGCAUCACAUGCCUGUGGUAUUCCUGUUUGGGCUGCAGUAAUCGAUGGAAGAAAUCUCUUAGUUUUAUUAUUAUUAUUAUUAUCAUUAUUUUUCUGUUAAGUGCUAUUCUGCUGUUCCAGAGAAUGAUGGAUUUUGUCUGUGGUAUCUGGGUGGUGAUGCUUUGUCCUCCCUCUUGGUAAACGGGUGACAAUCCAAAUUCUCACCUUGCAGGACUGACUCUGCUUGAAGGUAUGUGCAGGGAUUCUCUCAAAAGAGAGUAAAAGCAAAGUAUUUGCUUCCUUAUUUUGCCCAGAGAAAUUUCUACAAAAACUCUGCCUGAAGAUAUUCAUGAAAACAAAGGUAUUUACUCCAAAUGCUAAAGAGAUGAUCAUUAGCAGAAUUUAUAAAUAUGUCGCCACAGGUGGUAUUGUAGCUGAGAGGUCAUUUUCUAUACACCUUGCCUUUGGUUAGCUGAAUUUUUGUUUUUAUUUUUUUUAACUGAGGCACUUGGGAGACCUGGGGAAGAGUAGAGAAACUUGUGAACAGACAAGCCCUUGGUUUAUGUUGUUCUCCUUUACAGCCCUUUCUUUUCCCCUUAGGACAAGUCACUCUCUUUUGCUUAACACUGUGAAUAGUAAAGGAAAUUUAAUGUUAUAUCAGUGCUAUUUUCAACUCAUUCACUAACAGUUUAAAUGCCACUGUCUUAACAAUAACCCAUGAGUUGUUAAUUUGUGUUGCUUUGGUGUUUUCAUCCUCUGUGUGUCGUGAUGUCUCAGCUUUCAGCUAAAACUGAAGAUCUCUUACUGCCUUGCUCUUCAGAUAAUUCACCUUUAGGGUAUUACAUGGCAAAGAGAUAGCUUCCUAAAAACUGAAGUUGAUGCUGCAGGGUGCCGUUUUACAGGCAGAAAUAGAGCAGCAAAUCAUGUAUUUCAACUCGCACCCGAGGGCGCAUGUGAGUGCCUGGCAGGCACCCGGUACAGUCUAUGCAGCCCAAGUGCCUAACAGUGACCCAGUCAUCACUAUGCCCUUUGUAUAGUACAGUUUCCAUUUUGUUUAAAAAUAGAUAUAUUUGUAUAGAAGCAUCUAGCUGUGUUUAAAUGAGUAUUCUUUCCCUUCACUACUACCAGUUUUACCUGAUUUAUGAUAAAUUUAUUUUUUACAGUUCUUUAAGCUUUCUACUGUCUACAUUCCAAGCACUUUACCAUUUAUCCAGCAUUAUAUAGCUAGCUUCCUUUGUGAAAGGAAAUGCUAAAUUUAUCCUUAUAACAGAUGGGUUAACCAGAAAUCUUUUCAGGAAGCUAUAUUUGAAUAACUCAGUCCAAGAAUACUUGGCCUUGUAAGCUGCCUCAUAUAAGCAGUUCCUUUCCAAUUGGCUAACAAAACAUGAACUUUGCUACUCGCAGGCAAAUUCUGUCUGCAAAAUAUUUUUAUUUCAGCUCAUUGAA